GGCCAAUCUCGGUAUCUGAAAGAUCUGCACGAGAGGAUUAUAAACGAAACUGGCUCUGCACAAAUUCUUUCAUUGAAGACAAAAUAUCUACUUAUCAACUGAUGUUUAUACUAACUAAUUUUGAGUUUUCCAUUAAAACUAAGUUUCUAGCUUACAAUGCACUAGGCAUAUAUCAUACAGUAAUCAAACUUUCUAUAGCAAGUAGAUCUAGAGUGGAAAAUUCUAUGCAGGUUUUAUAUGAUAGAAUCGCUUGUUACUUAUGAUAAACAACUAGAUAGCUAUACCCGCCAACGAGAGGUAGUAAACACAGUAGCACGUGGAAUAGCAUAUCAGUUGGUAGAAGAAAAUAUAGUCACACUGCCGUGGUGGUCUCAUUUAUGGUUCAAUAAAGGGCUUGCCGCUCUUCUUCAUGUGCAAAUUCUAGAUGAGGUGUUUUGGGAAUGGGGAUUUAUGGAUUUGUUCGUGGUUCAAGUUCACCAAGACUGUCUUCAUCUCGACACAAAUUUCAUAAUGAAGCCUCUUUUAUAUGAAGUCCAGACAUCAUCCGAAAUUAAAUCACUUUUCUCUUUUCCAAUUUAUGUCAAAGCACCUGUCAUAUUGCGCAUGGUACGACAUAUUAUGGGCAAAAUGUUUGAAGAGAGUAUCAAGAAGUCGAUCAUUUAUUCGACUUACUCAUGGGAUCUGAUACAAGUUCAUACGUUAUGUGGAUCUAUGGACGUAAUCGAUAACCAAGAGCUAUGUAACUAUACCAUGAAAGAUAUAAUGGAGACCUGGAUAACAACAAAUAAUUAUCCUAUUGCACAUGUUCAUCGCAAUGAAAGCACAUUGUUCAUAUGUCAAUCUGAAGAGGAAUUUUACAACGAUAAUGGAAGCAAAGCGCUACGUCACUGGUUACCUAUCACUUUCACUACAUCGGAACAAUUAGAUUUUAAUAACACAACCCCUCGUGAUUGGAUAACUCCAGAGAAUAGCAAUAGAAUAUCUGUCCGACUUACUCAUAAGAAUGAGUGGAUCAUACUAAACUUACAACAAACAGGAUACUAUCGUGUAAAAUACGAUACAAACAGCUUAAAGUUCGUUACAAACUAUCUACUGCAUGAAAACUAUGAGAAGAUUCAUGUUCUUAACCGUGCUCAAAUCAUCGAUGAUACAUAUUAUUUCUUGAUGAGAGGGGAAGUUACAUACAACACGUUUAUGCGUCUCAUGAACUAUUUGGCUCGAGACAGGGAUUACAUAGCAUGGUAUCCUAUGUUACAAAUUUUUAUAGACCUAUCGUAUUUCUUACCAUUUGCAGAAAGUGCAGUUAUAAAGGUAAAGAUAGUAAUAUUUUUAGUAAAAAGUUAUUAAGAAGCAUGUUAUAUGUACGUGCGUAAUGCAUAACAUAUUAUUAUAAUAAUAUUUAAAUUUGACAUGAAUAAUUAAUAAAAAGAGAAUAUCGAAAUGUAUGCAUUAAUAUCAAUUACAAUGUGCAAAAAAACGAAACUAAAAGCAACAAUGCAGAAAAUGUGUAACGUUACUGUUUUACACGUUACAUACAUACGUGUUUAUAGAUAAGACAUGUCGCAAAAUUAUAAAUGAUGUAGGAUGUAUUUGUGUUAUGUAAGCUCGUAUGCUCUAUGGCAGAUGCUAUCAAUUCAACUGUACAAAUUCAAAAAUUGUUGGAGAUAUAUAUUUAUUGUAAUAUUAAAGGAUUAAUAACUUUCCAUAUUUACUUUUAUAAACAACAAAACAUUUAUAUGAUGGUCACGUAAUUUUUAACAACGUUUAUAGCAAGAUAUGCGCUAUAUCUUGAAAAAGUUGCUCUCCACAUUAUCAUACAACGAAGAGGUCGAUGAUAAUGAUCUCACUAUGCGGUUGCGCCAAGAAGCUAUAAAAUGGGCAUGUAUUUUUGGUUAUACAGAAUGUCAGCACACUGCUACUGAUAAAUUGAAGGAACACCUAGAAGAUCCCACAAAUCGCAAGUAAUUUCUGCAAGUACAUUCUUUCUAUGGUGAUUUCUUUCGUACAAUGUAUAAAAUUCGAGAUAUUAAUAGUCGAAAAUGCAGAACUUUUCGCGAAAAGCAUUAACUGUUUGUUAAAUUAUGUAUAAUGACCCACAUAACAUUUUGCAAGUAUUUUGCUAAGAAUUUGCUCAGAAAUGUUGCAAACAAAAUGGCAACAAGGUGAGUCCUCAUUUGUUUCAAUAUUGGUAGCAAAGAAACACGAAACAGCAACUUUACAGCACCUUUGGGGCAACAGUUGCGGUGAAAAAUAUAUAAUUAUGGCAUUAUGUCAACAAAAGUGUGGCAAAAGUUAAUUUCUGUCAUUAUUAUAGCAACAUGAUAGCAAUAAUUGCCAGCAAAUAGAUUGCACUACUCUGCUUUAGCAAAAAAUGUUAUCUGGGGAGCUUCUGCAAUAUUUUCUACAGAUAAGUAUUAAUGACAAUUGCAUUAAAGCUUGUUUCUAUUAUUAUAUAUAUUAUAUAUUAUUAUAUAUUCGUAUAUAACAUUUAAAAAUAGUACAAUACAACGUAUUAUGAGGUGACAAAUCAAAUGGGAUAACUAUAUUAAUUGGUUUUCGCUCUAAAUUAACUUUAAAAUACAUUACAUUGUUUAGUUUUUCAUUGAGUCAGAAUGAUUGUUUUGUAACUAAAUGUAGGCAUUAAUAUCUUGUAGACAUUACUAUUGUUGUAUUAUCCUUUCUUCUUCAGCAGUUUGUCGAGAGAUUUUUCAAUUUUGCGAAAUCUGUUAAUAAUUGAUUGUACCGUUUAUGAUAAUGAGAACUCUGUUAUUGAAUUUUAUUUAGUUUUUGCAUGUUAUAGACUUUCGCCGGAAUGGAGAGAAUGGACGUACUGUAAAGGUGCGAUGAAAGCGGAUGAGAGUGUUUUGCAGAAAUUGAAAGAAUUACACAUAAAUGAUUCUAAAGUUUUUA
Ooceraea biroi (clonal raider ant) is the source of this 2910-nucleotide messenger RNA. Its product is annotated as aminopeptidase N. Gene Ontology annotation, cellular component: membrane; cytoplasm. NCBI's taxonomy places the organism in Eukaryota, Metazoa, Arthropoda, Insecta, Hymenoptera, Formicidae. The record is from RefSeq and is a predicted model, not a curated record. Gene Ontology annotation, molecular function: metalloaminopeptidase activity; peptide binding; zinc ion binding. Gene Ontology annotation, biological process: peptide catabolic process; proteolysis.